Actinia tenebrosa (Australian red waratah sea anemone) is the source of this 1848-nucleotide messenger RNA. Its product is annotated as arrestin domain-containing protein 3. NCBI's taxonomy places the organism in Eukaryota, Metazoa, Cnidaria, Anthozoa, Actiniaria, Actiniidae. The record is from RefSeq and is a predicted model, not a curated record. Gene Ontology annotation, cellular component: cytoplasm. Gene Ontology annotation, biological process: protein transport.
UAGCUCGUCUUUAUGUAGUCUGCUUAACUUCUGUAUAAAUUGUCGCAUUGGCUUGGGUUGUAAACAUUUACGGAUCAAGGCAGGAUGAUAAGAGGUUGCAAAUCAAGGUUUGUUCUUCGUAUUCUGGAUAGACGUCCUCAUCAUCAUCAUCGUCAAGAAAGACAAAUAAAAGGCAGACAGACAGACAAACCAAAAAACGAUCAGAUGGACAGACAGACAAACCAACUAAUGGUCAGGUGGACAGACAGACAAAGCAAAUAACUGUCAGAUGGACAGAUAAACCAACUAACGGUCAGGUGGACAGACAGACAAAGCAAAUAACGGUCAGAUGGACAGACCGACACACCAGCUAACGAUCAGAUGGACAGACAGAUAAACCAACUAACGGUCAGGUGGACAGACAGACAAACCAACUAACGGUCAGAUGGACAGACAGACAGCCUGGGAGACAGACAGACAGACAAACCAACCAACGGUCAGAUGGACAGACAGACAAACCAACUAAUGGUCAGGUGGAUAGACAGACGGACAGACAGACAGAUUAAAGACUAUUCAACACCCAUCAGUCUUCAACACCAUAACAUCGGUUAGUCACAUUGUGGUUUUUGAGGUCAGUCUGUAAAUACCCUGCUUGGCAGAGGUUUUCGUCUGUCAUUUGUCGUCCUUCUAAGUAACAUUYAGCAUGCAGCAGGUUGAUCAGAGCAGGCUGAACACGUCAUUUCACCACAACCCUUUCAGAAUGGCUUUAUCUAAAUAUGYCAUCAACCAAAAUGCGGUUUGAGCRCACUGAUAUYCUCUGAAAGUAUUAUUCCACGCAGACAAUAAACACGCUUUUAAAACUAUAAUACUUAGGAAUACRAAUAUCUAGUCAUAAAAUAUUAAGGAAAUCUGUUCUGGAUAUCUUCGCUAACGAAUUUAUCGAGAACUAAAAGAACAGUAAAUAAAUAUCUCGUCUCAGCGCCGAAAAAGGAAAAUACGACGCUGAAAAGUCCAUUGAUGGCGAUUGAAAGCUUCACGAUUAAUCUCGCACCUCCAGAGCAGGUUUAUACRACAGGCGAUACGAUAACCGGCGAUGUGGGUCUCGUACUAAACACACAGAUUAAAAUACAGAGCUUGUUUCUCUGUUUUUCUGGUAAAGGGAAAGUGGAAUGCGAUAAAGGAAGAACUACAUUCGUUGGAAUGGAAAGUUAUUAUGCUGAUGUAAUAGCAUUACUUGAUGAAGUUCAAGUACGACACAUGGGUGGUGUUUUAAGGCCUGGGCACUACUCGUUCCCAUUCUCCUUCCAUCUGCCURUUGAUGCAGAUCUUCCUGGUUCUCACUCAGGGAGGCGUGGUUACAUCAGGUACACGAUCGAGGCUCGGAUCAAAAGGCCUAACCAGAUGAUCGAUGACACCACGGCCAUCAAUGUCCCUGUCAUCGAUUUUGUCGUCAUCGACGAAUCKUUAUUAACAAUUCAACGACAACAACAGACCAGAAGUAUCGGCUAUACCUGCUGUUCUACUGGUUCCCUGUCCAUUACGGCCAGGCUAGACCGAGGAGGGUAUUAUGUUGGUGACGAGGUCAUGGCAUCGUUAUACAUCGAUAAUAAAUCCAGUCGUGACGUCACGGAUAUUGAGAUGUACUUGUGUCAAAGGACGACUUAUGCUUACGGAACUAAAAUUCGAGAGCGUCAAGAUAAAGAAAAACACCUGUGUCGUACAAGAACAGAAGGCGUAGCGAGAGGGCAGGAUGCGAAUAUCGAAGGCAUGAGUAUGAAGAUUCCGCACGUUAAGCCUACGAGCCUGACUGGAAUCAUUAGAACUGCAUACUCAGUUGAGAUGGCGUCCUCUAAGACAUCCCCAAAAUGA